GGAAAGGGUAUGCAGUUCUUUCAUUGGUAAGCAUUGAGUGUUCUUGGAAGAUGUGGGGACACAUUUGCAUCUGGAAGUUUCUUCAUAGGUUUGUUACCGGGAGAUGAUGGUAUGUCAUACUUGCUUUGUUUUAACACUCCCUUACCAUCCGUCUUCUAAGAAAAAUCCAGACAGUCAAGGUGGAGAAUAACAACGCUAACUUGACCCUCAAGGGAGAGCGGAAGCACACUUGAAAACAGGAAUCGCUGAGUGCUGGAAAUGCAUUUGCCUGCUGUUGCUGGAUGUACAAUCUUCUCUCCAAGUUUGAGUUCAGGGAAAACCUGUUCUGUCAGUUAGCAGCAGCAACCAGCUGUGGACUGUGCUGACCAGCUGAAGACCUUCGACAUCAUGAACUCACCCACUCUCGUUUCUAGGAGCAAUUCUUCAGUUUUUCAAAAAAGACUGUGUAUUUUUAAAAGGGAAUUGAAGACUUUUUUAAAAUAUACAAACAAUACUUUGAACUAUAACUAUGAAAAUAAGGCGGACAGUCUGCCUGAUGUGAGAGAAAAUCAGUGUGUGAUGCAGAGUCAGGAGGUGCAAUCCAAGUGGAACAUGGAACUGGCCAAUGAAAAACUAAAGAAAGAGCUGGAGGAGGAACUGAAACUUGACAGUGAGCAGCUGUGCAGCCAUGCCUGGUACCAUGGCUGUUUGCCACGGCAGGAGGCAGAAUCUUUGCUGCAGGAGGAUGGAGAGUUCCUGAUCCGUGACUCACGGUCCAGCCUGGGUGACUACGUGCUCACGUGCUGCUGGGCGGGGCACCCUCUGCACUUCAAGAUCAUCCGCGUGGUGCUCCGCCCCCGAAAGGGCUAUUCUCGCACCCUCUUCCAGUUCGAGCAAGAGCAGUUUGACAACGUGCCUGCCCUGGUGCGGUUCUAUGUGGGCAACCGGAAGGCCAUCUCUGACGUCUCGGGAGCUGUGGUCUCCAGGCCUGUGAACAGGAGCGUGCCCCUCCGCUGGCUGCAGGAGCAUUACAGCGGCACCCGCCAGCACCCUGGACCAGCUAAACAGAAUGAAGCUCCUGCUCGACGGUACAGUUUCCGUGCAGCCAAAGCUGGGUUGAAAAUGGCGGAGGGGAACCUGCUCUGGACAAAGGACAGAAGUGGAAGUGACCCCAGCUUAGACCAGUUGGGUCAUAGACCCUCCCUUCACAGUGCCCAGUCAGAUAGCAAUUUACUGACAGGCAGCCCAGAAACGUCACCUGGAGCCCAGGACAGGAGUCCGCUCCCUCCCCUGUCUCCUGCAUUCCGGACAGGCAGUGAUCCCGUCCUGCGGCCGAAGGCAACAUUUUCUCCUCCACUGAAGGGUCCAGCACUGAGUGGCUCCGAGGGGCGGCUCCACUCAAAGGCCCCGCCCAAGCCUCUCAGGGCUCCAUCCAUUCUAGUGAGUGACUACUGUGAGCUGGUCCCCAAGGUCCCCGAAGGUCCCCGUAGUCACGUGGAACGCCUGCAGAUGGAGGAGAGGUGGCGUGGUUGGGCCCGCCUCACAGAGACUGCCUUCGGCUUUCUGGACUCUGAGGAGGUACCUUCUUCCCUGCCCCUCUUGGCGGAGGCUGAGGAGGAACCAGAAUUUGAACGGCCCCUGAUGGAGACAACCUCUUCCUUCCGGCCUUGCCACUUCCGCUCACUGCUCUUGCCCCUCGACAACAAGCCCCUGGAGCCCAACGCCCUCAAGCGCCUCAAAGACCUCUUUGCCCAGCAUGAUUGCAAGACAACAGCCCUUCAUAUCCUCCAGAUGGACUGCCAGGCUGUCAGGAUCACUGGUGUGUCCAAGGAGCAGCAGCGGUCAAUGGGGGCGAGAUCAGGUCUGGAGCUCAUAACUUUGCCUCAGGGGCAUCAACUGCGGAAAGAUUUGCUGGAAAGGCACCACCUCCUAGCCCUGGGCAUUGCUGUGGACAUCCUUGGCUGCACUGGGGCCGUGGCUGAGAGGGCAGCCACCCUGCACAAGAUCAUCCAGUUGGCUGUGGAACUCUGGAGGUCAGCAGGGGACCUCUUUGCUCUGUCUGCUGUGAUGAGAGGCCUGCAGUUGCCACAGAUCACACGGUUGGAACAAACAUGGAGGCAGCUGCGCCAGAGCCAUACUGAGAGCGCCAUCGCGUUUGAGAAGGAACUCAAGCCCCUCAUGGGACGUCUCAAUCGGGCUGAAGGGAACUUGGUCCUCUGCCCAAAGGCGGUUGCAGUCCCCCACAUCCUGCCCCUCCUCUGCCUCAUGGAAGGAGAAGAGCUGUGGGGCAAUGACGAGGAGGCAUGUGAUGCCCUCCUAAGGACGCUGGAAGCGGCUCGGUCCAUUGCCACCAAUGCCAGUGCCUAUCAAGUCAGUGCCGAGGCUAAGCUCCACGGGUUACAAGCCACCCCAGAGCUCCUGGAAGCUUUCAAGACUGAAUUCUCAUUGCGUUUAUUCUGGGGCAGUAAAGGAGCUGAGGCAGAUAAGGCUGAGAGGCACAGGAAAUUUGAGCGGAUCUUGACCGUUCUUUCCCAGAAACUAGAGUGAACAAGGCAUGCGUGGAACAGCUUUGUACCUCGGGCACACCGGAUGGAAUGAAAGCCAGGCAGGGCAAGCGGAAAGUGCAAGACGUGAAGGAAGAGCUGCCUCCGCCCGACUCCUGGACCGCAAUGCUGGCAGAGCUGAAUUCUGCAAGGGCACGGGCCAUCAGAGAUGAGAUGGAGCAGGGGCCACUGGUGUAAAGUGCCAGGGGUCCUAAGUAGUACAAGCAUUCCUUACAGGAGACAACCAGCCCCUUCCAGACUGGCAGGGCUAUUUCUGGCUUAUUUAGAUUUGGUAAUGCUGGUAGCCUCUGCAAAGGAACCAGUGUGUAAUAGGGAAAGGGGCCUUUUCUCAGACUGUUAAACACUCUACUUUAGGGUAUUUCUUAAGGGGUAAUGACUGAAGUUACUGGCAAACCUCAAAAGCUACUAGUAGAUGUAUCCCCACUAUUUUAAUACAUGCACACAAUAGGCCUGUUUAAUACUGAUUAGUUACAGGUCUGUAUGUAUUCCACAGUUAAACAUCCAUAGUGUGGAAUAGAGUAUUGGCUGCAGCAUCAUAAGCCAGAGUUGGUGGAAAGCAACCAGAUUUCCCACUCCCAUGACAGCAAGGAGUUUAGGGAGAGCAUGUUCUUGAUUGUGCAAAGCAAGCAGUUGUGUAAAUUAUACAAGAGUUGUAUACAUUGUUUUUCUUGGUAUGCAGUUGUGUGGUGGGUAUCCUGGUUCUUCCCUUUCUUGCUGUAUGGGUUUAAGCUGCUCUCCGCCCCCCCCCCCAUUUAUCCGACCUUUCUUGGGCAUAAGGCCAGUUGCAGCACUAAACAUUCACAGGGAAUUAUAACUGGGGGUGGCACACUCUCCACUCUUCUAAGCUAUACAAGGUCUUGGGGAUGCUAAUGGUGGUAUACAUAAAAGAUAAAGUGUGCCAUUGAGUUGGUGUUGACUCCUGGAGACCACAGAGCCCUGUGGUCAUCUGUGGUAGAACACAGGAGGAGUUUACCAUUGCCUCCUCCCACACAGUAUGAGAUGAUGCCUUUCAGCAUCUUCCUAUAUUGCUGCUGCCCAAUACAGUACCAGUGGGGAUUCAAAUCAGCAACCUUCUGCUUGUUAGUCAAACAUUUCCCCACUUAAGGUGAUCUGGUAUACAUAAGGCAGACUUAUUUGGGGCCCACUUGUGGCAGAGGGAAGCAAGCUCAGCAACAUAGCAAUGAAGGCAACAGUUAGGGCAGGACAGAGGACGGGACUGGGUCUAGCACAGGGGUGAACAAGUCAAAUACCCUGGUGGGCCACAACCAACCAUGACGUUGUAGGCAGGGGCUGAAGUAAACUUUCCCCACAUUAGUGAUUCCACUAACUAUUAAAUAUUAAUGAAAGCAAUUAGUUACCCACAGCACAAGCUGGUAAGAGGAAGUUCCUAGCAACCUUUCCUCUUCCCUAGCCUCCAUGUACUUCCAACACUUGCAAAGGACAAUUUUGAAAGGGCGCUGACCCCCACCAGGUCCAUGGGGCAAGGUGGCAUUUUGUACCUCACCUCAGACACCAUAAUACUUUGGGCCACCCCUGGGGCCAGCAAGAAGGUCCAUGCAGGCUGGAUCUGUGCCCCAGGCCGUAUGUUGUGCAGGCCUGGUCUAGCAGUAGGCCUCCUGUUAUGUCUUUGGCAAAUCUUGUAUUAAAAACCAACUGGACAGUU
Molecule: messenger RNA, 4206 nt
Organism: Hemicordylus capensis (graceful crag lizard)
Lineage: Eukaryota; Metazoa; Chordata; Lepidosauria; Squamata; Cordylidae
Product: breast cancer anti-estrogen resistance protein 3 homolog
Exons: 10
Coding region: 388-2526 (712 amino acids)
Biological process (GO): small GTPase-mediated signal transduction; positive regulation of peptidyl-serine phosphorylation
Molecular function (GO): phosphotyrosine residue binding; guanyl-nucleotide exchange factor activity
Source: RefSeq, a predicted model, not a curated record